Molecule: messenger RNA, 3681 nt
Organism: Apis mellifera (honey bee)
Lineage: Eukaryota; Metazoa; Arthropoda; Insecta; Hymenoptera; Apidae
Product: putative histone-lysine N-methyltransferase 1
Exons: 2
Biological process (GO): regulation of DNA-templated transcription
Molecular function (GO): RNA polymerase II cis-regulatory region sequence-specific DNA binding; DNA-binding transcription factor activity, RNA polymerase II-specific
Source: RefSeq, a predicted model, not a curated record
UAUAAAAUCAUCACAAAAAAAUCUUUGAAAAUAAAAGCAUAUAAGAGUAUAAAGCAAUCACAAGCAAAUAAAAUUCAUAGCUUAAUUGAUUCCAAAUCUGAAAUUGAUUGCAAUAUACAAAUGCAAAAGGAAAAUAAUUGUAAAGCUAGUACAUCUAUUACAACUAGAUCAAACAAAGAUGUUUAUACAGAAUGCAAAAAUCAAAGAAUAGUAAAAUCAAUAUGUUAUUUAGAAAUGAAAAAAAAGAAACCAAAAAAAAUGUACCAUAAAAUAAAAAAAUAUAAACAUCAUAUUAAUAAAUUAGGGAAAAAUAAAUAUUGUAAAAAAAUAUUAAAUAAAGAAAAUACAAAUAAGUUUUCCAAAAUUGCAAUGCUUCGUUCAAAGAAAAACGAUAUUAAAAUAAAUAAAAAUAUAGCAAAACAUAAAAACUUUUUAAAUACUAAAAAGUUAACAAUAGCUUUAACAAAAAUAGAUGAUCUUCCUUUAUCUGAAUUAUGUAAAAUAAUUCCAGACUAUGUUGCAAGUAAAUUAAAGAAACAAGAUAAUAAAGGAAUAUAUUAUGAAACAAAAGAUAUCAUAAAAACACAAUGUUGUUCAUACAAACAAUACAGAACUACUGAAUUGAAACAAAAUGAAGAAAUAAAUGUAUUAUAUCAUAAAUCAGUGUUUGAAAAAAAAUGUACAGAAUUCAAAGAAAAUGUAAUAGAAGGAAUUGAUACAAAUAUAACAAAUAUAAAAUUUGAAAGAAAUACAUAUAAAAUAAAUUUAUUAGAAAAUAUUUUAAAAUUUUUUUUAAAAACUAAAGACAAUAUGAUAAAUAGAAGAACACGACAUAAAUUAAAAAUUCAAAAAUUGCAUGAACAUGGGAUAAUAAAAAGUUUAGCAAUAUGUAAUAAAUGUAAAGAAAUUAUUAAUCUUUUACAACAAUUUUCAAAUAAAAUAAAUUUUAUAAAUGAUGAAAAAUUAUGUAUUGAAUGUACAUUAUGUAAUUUACAAAUUAAUUCUUUAUCUCAUUUUCAAGAACAUUUAAUGAAUAUACAUUUAAAAUGUGAAAAAGACAUAUUACUCAAAAAAGAUAAAUUUCCAGUUAUUAUUAUUAAUUUCAAUAAACAAUUAAAUUUAAAUAAUAAUAAUCAAUUUAUUUUUGAAUGCUGUUGUUGUUCAAAAAUAUUUGAUCAUAUGAAUAGUUUUGAAGAACAUAUUAAAAAAUAUCAUGAUUUUAAUUACUGUAUAAAAAAAAAUAAAAAGAGAAACCAAAUAGUUAAAAAUUUUGAAUCAUGUACUACAUUUCAAAAUGAAGCAAAAUUUAAAAAAAAUCAUAAUUUAAACAAAAAUCAUAUUUUUGAUAUUACCACCAAAGCAGUUGAAAUUUCUAAUCUAGAAGAAAAAAUUGACACACAACAUAAUCAUAUAAAUGAGUUUUGUAUUAAUACAAAAGAAAUAAAUUUUAAGAACAAUAUAUAUUAUAAUUCAAAUAAUAAUAAAAAUUUAUUAUCAAAGAUAAAAAUAAAAGAAAAACAGAUAAAUGAUACUCAAAUAAUGCAGAAAAUUCCAAAAAUAAAUAUAAAAAAAUUAAAUAUUGAUGAGAAAUAUUCAAAUAAUAUUACAAUCAUCUCAGAGUCAAAUUCGAAAUCACUUCAAAAUCAAAACUCUAAUUUUUUUAAUGAUUGUUUUAAUCAAAAAUAUAAAGAUAGGAAAUAUAAAAAAACUCAUAUGUCCACACAUGUAAAUAAUUCUCAUGUUGAUAUGUAUAGAGAAAAACAAAAAAUACAAGAAAGUAAAAAUGCAAUAAAAUAUGAAAAUGAUCUAAUUUUGCAAAAUGUAAAUUCUAAAAAUUCUAAAGAUCAUACAAAAACUUUUAAAAAUAAUAAUAUAAUAAAUUCUAUUAUAAAUUUAGAAAAACCAAAUCAAAACAUUUCAAUAUCAGAAAUAAUUGAUAAAAAAAUUAAUGUUAAAAAUGAAAAUAUGGAAUAUGUUAUUAAAAAAGAUAAUAUUAUGAAUGAAAAUGAUGAUUGCAAUUAUAUAUUGAAUAUAAAUCUUACACAAAAAACAAAAGAAGGUAUAAAAAAACAAAAAUUAAUUAAAUUCAGUAUGAAUAUUACAAAAAAAUAUACAACAAAUACUACUAAUAAAGACAAAUUUAUAGAAAAUAUAAUGGAAGAUAAAUUUCCAAUAAAUUUUAAUAGAAAUUUUAAUUUUGCUAUAAAUUUAAGUAAAAAUAAUGAUAGUUAUAAUUUAACAAAACUAUAUUGCAAUAUAUGUGAUAAAAAAUUUAGUUCUGUAACAACAUUAAGAGAACAUAUGUUUUUACAUGAUUCUUUAUUUGAAAAUUCACAAUUCACAAAUUCACUAAUGAUACCAUAUUUUAAUAAUCCUCAUAAAAUAAAAAAUCUAUCUAGAAAAAAUACUUAUAUAUCUAGAAAGGAAAAUAAAGUGUUAUUGAAAAUAAAAAUAUUAAAAAAAAUUUUACAAAAGCGAAAUAAAAUACACGAGAAAACAACUUACCAAAUUCCUAAUAAGAAUAUAAAUAAAAAAAAUAGAAAAUGGCGUUGUAGUCCAUGUAAAGAAAAUUUUGCAUUACUUCGAAAUUAUUUACGACAUAAAUAUUAUUGUCAUAAUGAUGAAUCUGUAAUUCAUAUUUGUGAUAAUUGUAAUAAAAUUCUUACUUCAGUUGCAAUGGUAAACAUUCAUAUAUGCACUAAUGUUACUUCUUGGAAUUGUAAAAGAUGUAAUCUUAAUUUUCCUAAUGCCAUAUCUUUAACACAACAUAAUAUGAAUACCCAUUUAGAAACUAUAGGUCCACAUAAAUGUAAGAUAUGUAAAUCAAGUUUUCUUACAUCACAUAUGUUAAUAAAACAUGAAACCAUACAUUCAAUGAAUAAUGAUUCUAGCAAUAAUUUAGGCAACUUUAUAGAUUUUUCUGCAUCUGUAAAAAACUCUUUAUCUCAUACAGUACAUAAUGUUAAUACUGAAUUUAAUGAAAAAGAAUCACAAUCAUUAGAUAAUAAAGAUAUCUUUGCUAUACAUAAUGAUACAUUUUUACAACAAUUAGAUAAAUUGAAUGGAAAACUUUCAAAAUUGAAUAUUACAUCUAAUAUAUUAUAUAAUAAUGAAAAAGUACUUGAUUGUAAAAAUUGUAACAUAUCAUGUGUUACAACAUUACAAAUGAAACUGCAUUUAAAAAAAUGGCACAAAUGGAACAAAUGUGAAAUAUGUAAUAAUUUAUAUCUUACAUAUGAAUUAACAAAACAUUUAAUAUUUCAUCAUAUUGUUUUUGAUUUAUGUUACAAAAAAAACAAUAUUAAUAUUCAAUCAACUCAUGAAAAUAUAAAUUUUCAAAAUGAUAUAAUAGAAAUUCUUGGAAUGAAACGUUUGGUAUCUCUUUACGAAUAUGAAAGAUUUAGUAAUAUAAAAAACAAAUAUUUCAAUUGUAUAAUAUGUUCAAAACAAUUUUCAAAUAUUGAAUAUUAUAAAAUUCAUUAUUUGAAAUAUCAUGAUACAAUAUGUUUAUUAUGUAAUAUAGAAUUUAACUAUAAUUUUGAAGCAUUUGAACAUAAAAUUAAAAUUCAUAAAAAUGUUGAUUUAUAUCUCUGGGUAGUACAAAUAUUAUUAUUAGCUAUUUUACAAUUAAAUAAAUAUGGAAAAACCAUUGAAGAAGUGAUAUUAAAAUGUAGUGAAAGU